This is a messenger RNA of Varanus komodoensis (Komodo dragon), 850 nucleotides long. It is a transcript of the gene MRAS, whose product is annotated as muscle RAS oncogene homolog. Gene Ontology annotation, molecular function: GTPase activity; GTP binding; GDP binding. Gene Ontology annotation, cellular component: plasma membrane. Gene Ontology annotation, biological process: signal transduction. Lineage: Eukaryota; Metazoa; Chordata; Lepidosauria; Squamata; Varanidae. The record is from RefSeq and is a predicted model, not a curated record. The transcript is spliced from 6 exons. Bases 138 to 767 code for a protein of 209 amino acids.
UCCUUUCUCUGAACCGUCUCCAAAGGGAUGGAUGCGUUUUAAGGGAAGGCGCGCCAGUUGGACUCGGGCAGGGAGUUUGUCCUGGGACGGAGCAGGCGCGAUCACGCAGGGGUUUGGGGCUCUGACUUUGUGGCACCAUGGCUACAAGUGCGGUUCCCAGUGAGAACCUUCCCACAUAUAAGCUGGUUGUUGUUGGAGAUGGAGGUGUGGGAAAGAGUGCCCUCACCAUUCAGUUUUUCCAGAAGAUCUUCGUGCCAGACUAUGACCCCACUAUUGAAGAUUCCUAUCUGAAGCACACAGAAAUAGAUGGACAAUGGGCAAUUCUGGAUGUCCUAGAUACUGCAGGCCAAGAAGAAUUCAGUGCGAUGAGAGAGCAGUACAUGAGGACAGGAGACGGGUUCCUUAUUGUCUAUUCAGUGACAGAUAAAGCCAGCUUUGAGCAUGUGGACAGGUUCCAUCAACUCAUCCUCCGAGUGAAAGACAGAGAAUCUUUUCCCAUGAUUUUGGUGGCCAACAAAGUUGAUCUAAUGCAUUUGCGAAAAAUCACCCGGGAACAAGGAAAGGAGAUGGCAGCAAAGCACAAUAUUCCUUAUAUAGAAACCAGUGCUAAGGACCCACCGCUAAAUGUUGACAAAGCCUUCCAUGAUCUUGUUCGAGUAAUCAGGCAACAAGUCCCAGAGAAGAACCAGAAGAAGAAGAAGAAAACCAAAUGGCGUGGGGACAGAGCAACUGGUUCCCACCACAAACUGCAGUGUGUGAUUUUGUGACUUGUCUCUUCAGUGUUUCCUGUUUUUCCAUUCCAACUUGAACCUAAUUUGAACUAAAAUCAAAUAAAAAGGAAGAGAAACCA